This is a messenger RNA of Setaria italica (foxtail millet), 845 nucleotides long. RefSeq lists its product as uncharacterized. NCBI's taxonomy places the organism in Eukaryota, Viridiplantae, Streptophyta, Magnoliopsida, Poales, Poaceae. The record is from RefSeq and is a predicted model, not a curated record. Bases 181 to 834 code for a protein of 217 amino acids. The transcript has a single exon.
CCACGCGGAGCUUUGCUUACUCAGCCUAGCUAAGCAGCUAGCCAUCAGCUCCCUCCUUGGCUUCUUCAAUUCACGGCAGCCAUCAGCUCCCUUCUUGGUUUCUUCAAUUCACGGCAGCCAAGGCCCGGCCGGUGCAGCGCACUACCACGACAGACUCGGCGGGCACGCACGAGCACGAGCAUGUCGAGUAGCCGAGGAAGAAAAAGCAUGGACAGGCAGCACGUCGGCGUCAAGGUCACCUACAUCGAGACGCAGUUCGUCACCUCCGACGCCGCCGGCUUCAAGGACCUCGUGCAGCGCCUCACCGGGAGGUCCCCCACCGCCGCCUCCGCGCCGGCUCCGGCGGCGCCGCACAGGCCGCGCGCGUGCCGCGCAGGGGAGGGCAGGACGGGCGCUGCAGCCGGAGCUGGGCCGCAGGGCUGCCACUAUUACCAGCAGCCGGCCGGUGGGGUGCGGCCGGCCGCCGUCGUCGCUAGCUGCGCCCCGCCGUGCCAGGAGAAGCUGCUGCUCAGCAUGGACGACGACUUCUCGGACCUGUUCUACGCCGGUGCCAUCGAUCAGCGGCGUCAUGGCCUCAAUGGUGGUUACACCGAUUUUCCACUAUCGAUCGAGACUUACGGCCAUGGUCAGAACUCAGAAGAUUGGCUUUGUCAGAAGAACUAUGAUGUACAAACCAGUUUAUGUGGAGCCAUUCAGUUCAUUUAUUCAUUCUUAGUAUAUAGUGUGUACAUAUGUACUCUGGUUCCCUUGUUUAGAGUACAAUAUUCCUUUGCAAAUCAAAGUUUGGAAGCAAAAGACAGUGUUAGCUCCGAAGAGCUAAAAUUCAGAGUUUAAGCCUUGUGGUC